This is a messenger RNA of Rhipicephalus microplus (southern cattle tick), 1688 nucleotides long. Its product is annotated as ganglioside GM2 activator. Gene Ontology annotation, molecular function: enzyme activator activity; lipid carrier activity. Gene Ontology annotation, cellular component: cytoplasmic side of plasma membrane. The record is from RefSeq and is a predicted model, not a curated record. NCBI's taxonomy places the organism in Eukaryota, Metazoa, Arthropoda, Arachnida, Ixodida, Ixodidae. Gene Ontology annotation, biological process: ganglioside catabolic process; lipid transport.
UUCUGCACGAGGAGGCUUCUUCUCUGGCGCGUAUCCGUGUUCGCGAAGCUCUUUUUCUUCGCGGAUCGUCUGCAUUCUAUGCGUGUCGUUUGGAAGCGAGCAAACGCACACACAUGUAGAGGGCGUCGGUCGGGCUGGCGCCGCUCUUUUUUCGGCGGUGGGCAAGCGGCUUCCCCCGACCGUCCCCUCUCCUUGCUCUUACUUCCAUCAUUAGGCAAAUAUUGUACCGACGCUUCUGCCUCCUCUCGUCGCUGCCGGAGGUCGGAAAGCGAGGUGGCAGCGCGAGCGUCGAGGCACGCCAUAGUGUGUGACACGGACGUGUACCGUCGACAUCGCAGCCGCCGCGUUAGGUCAGCGUUGCACGACGAGAUCACUGCCAGCCACAUUCGCAGACACCGCACACGGUCUCCGUUCGGCUACCGUGAAGGAGUGACUGCUAUCCGCGCCGCCGCUGCUUCUGCUACUGCGCCGCCGUAGACAUGGCGGCCGAACAGGGCCGGCGGCAGCGGAAGAUGACAUGCGAAGACGACAGGUCCGUCGGAAUGAAUGCCAGCCGGAACUCCCUGAUGUCACUUAUGGUCGUGGUUACUCAACUGCUUGCCCUCCCGCCUGAAACAGUAGCAAAAAAUCCGUUCGGCCCUGCGUUGAAGGCAUUCAACCACAGCGUAGACGUUCAAAAAAUUCGCGACGUCACUUGGGAGAGGUACCUUCUGCUUUUGUCCACGCCCCAGGUUCCAGAGCGGUACAUUCCAGACCUUCCUCAAGCUUGGCUCCUGGCCUUCCAGAAAUGGGGUGACUCGGUGCGGAAGUACUCCGUGCGGAACUGCGGCUCACGCUACGACGCGGUGCAGUACGAAGAGCUGCGUCUCAGGCCGGAUCCACUCAGCUUUCCAGGCUCCGUCUUUGUCACCUCGGCGAUCAAGGUCUCCAGGAACGUCACGGCGCCCAUCAAGGUGAACAUCAUUAUGAAGAAGAAGGUCUACUUGUGGGUCACAGUUCCCUGCGUCAAUGAUUUUGGUUCAUGCGACUACGACGACAUUUGCGAUGUACAGGACUGCCCUCUGUUCUACGAUUUCUUGGGGCUGCCUUGUGGAUGUCCUAUAAAAGAGGGUGAUUAUUCUGUACGAAACAAGGAGUUCGAAGUGCCAGCCCUACUGCUUCCGGAUUGGAUAACGUCGGGAGACUACCAAGUCACUGUGAAGGCCAGAAGCAGGGGCGAACCCCUUUUCUGCGUACACUUCACCUUGUCACUGAAGUGACGCUGAUCUCAAUAUGUUUUUUUGUUGCAUCGUUUUUCUCGUUUACCCCGGAGUCCACUUGUCUUGUACGCAAACGUGCUGCGACUUCAAAAAGAAGCAAAGAAGCCUACAGUGUUAAGUGCAUAAAAGAGUGUAAAUAUCAUUUUUUUUGCGUGUAUGUGAGUGAACGAAAUAAAGUGUUUUGGAGUUUGUGAGUCCUCCUUUGCCAAUUACCAUUAUCAUGCACUCUGUGGCUGCUCUGUAUUUCUUUACAGAUUCAUAUAUGACAAAGUUUCUCAAAAGAUUGUGGUGGAAGUCCCUUUGCGAGAUAUAUUUACUGUGGUUGCCUAUUUAUGAGACAAUCGCAAAAGGUUUAUGUGAAAGUGAUGAAGGUUUCAAGUGUUACGCUACCAUAUGAGGAAGAGAAAUAAAUUUUGCUGCAGAGGUUGA